Molecule: messenger RNA, 1548 nt
Organism: Prorocentrum cordatum
Lineage: Eukaryota; Dinophyceae; Prorocentrales; Prorocentraceae
Source: the annotation of a GenBank genome assembly
CCCGAGCUGGUCGACCGCGUCGUCGCCGCGGACCUCCAGAAGGCGCGCGCUGAUGAGGCGCAGUUGGUGGGCGACUGGCGAUCUCGCGUGGACCAGGCCUUGGGGAACAUGAUUGAUGGCACGUCCGCCGAGUCCACAGGGGCAUCCGGCCAGGACUCCAACAACCCCGCGGUGCAGGACCUGCUGGCCGAGCUCGAUGAUUUCAGAGUCUUGCACGCCGACGCCGAUGGGACCAAGUACGUGACUUGUGUUGCUCGCCAGGGCAAGACGACGUCGGGGAUCGCCGCCUACAGGGUGUGGCUGUGCGAGCAGGCGGCCACCCUGGCCCUGAUGAAGGCGUGGCGGCAAGGCUUCGUUCGCAAGCCCAGGAUGCCCGAGCUGAAGCCCGCUGAAGCUGCUGCUCUGGCUGAGGCUGCUGCCUCCCCCGAGAUGCUGGCUCUCGCGGAUGCCGCGACGGCGCCCGCGGAGGAUACGGCGCCCGCGGAGGAUGCCGCGACGGUGCCCGCGGAGGAUGCGUCCGCCGUGCCAUCGCUGCCCGAGGCCGAGACGCUGUCACCGACGACCCUGGAGGAGGCCACCGCCCAGCAGGUGCAGGGUGAGCCCGAGCAGCAUCAGCUGGGCACGAGUGGGCCAGGCGCGUCGGCGGCCGAGGAUGCGCCUCCAGCGGGCGCCCGUGCGGCUGCUGCGGCCGAGGAUGCGGGCGCUGUGGCCGAGGAACCUCCUCCAGCGGGCGCCCAUGCGGCUGCUGCUGCGGCCGCCGGCGCCGGCGUCGGCGGCCUGGACGCCGCCAACGGCACCAACGGCCCCAACGACGAGCGGGCGCCGCGAGAGCUCGCCAUCAUCGCGCGGGAGCCCGACCCGAUCUCGCUGGCAGACUGCGGUGAGAACAAGCUGUGCAGGCAGACCAAAGAAGGCAGUGCCGUCCGAGACCGCAUGUGGGUCGAGCAAGGCGCCAGCUUCGCGGAGGACAUGGUGUUCCACUUCGUCGGGAACGUCGUCCUAUCUGGCCCGGACCCUCCUGCGAAGCUGUGUGCGGACGCUGGUGAGGUAGUGAUCGAGUGCGGAGAUGCUGACGGAUCGCCUCUGCGCUGCCACGCGUGGAUCCUGCCGAACCCGUCCAUCUCGAAGCUUGGUGGUGCUCUGUGCGCGCCCGCUUGGUGCGCCCGCGUCGCCACCUCGGACAAGGCCACCGUCACCACGACGUUGCACACGUCCGCGCCGUUCGAUGUCACGGCGUACGACGGACCCGUACCGAUGAAGUUCACCUUGACCGUGCCGUACCUGAAGAUCGCGCCGGCGCCCAAGCCAGAGGAGCCAGAGGAGCCACCAGAGGAGCCGGAGGACGAGGAGGAGAACGCGGAGUGCCCCGUGCACGUUGAGGUAGUGCGCGAGAUGUUCGACCACGAGGUCGCCAGGAAGUCCGAGGCAGAGUCCAAGCGUAAGCGCAUGGAGGAGAAGCGGGAGGCGGCGAAGAGGAGGCGGAUCUCCCUUGACGCGGAGGACGAGGACCCGAAAGUGUUCGGCCUCUUGUCGCACAUGCUGCGCUAG